Messenger RNA from Peniophora sp. CBMAI 1063, 2361 nucleotides. The record is from the annotation of a GenBank genome assembly. NCBI's taxonomy places the organism in Eukaryota, Fungi, Basidiomycota, Agaricomycetes, Russulales, Peniophoraceae.
AUGGCUUUGUCUACCGCACUCGCAGCCGUCGCUGUUGCGGCACUCCUACCUUCGACCAGCGCCGCGAGUGGCUCCUAUAGCAUCAUCAAGGACUACAGCGGCAGCACCUUCUUCGACGACUGGGUCUUCUACGGAAAUUACGAUAACUUGACGAACGGAGAUGCCAUCUUCGUGAAUCGUAGCUUGGCUACCUCGGACCAGCUCGCCUACGUGAACGACGCCGGCAAUGCCAUCAUCCAGGUCGACAACACGACGACGGUCCCAUACAACUACAAACGCGACACUGUGCGCAUUGCCACUGCGGACCAGUACUCGCUCGGAUCCCUCUGGGUUGUUGAUAUGACACAUAUCCCGUACGGCUGCUCCGUCUGGCCGGCUUUCUGGAGUCAGGCAUCCGUAUGGCCCCAAGGUGGCGAGAUCGACAUCCUCGAGGGUGUAAACUUGCAGACCGUAAACGAGAUGGCGCUUCACACGGAUAACGGAUGUACUAUGACGGGUCAGGUGCAGACGGGAACAAUCAGCUCCUCGAACUGCUCGUACGAGUACAACUCGAAUCAGGGUUGCCAAGUCGUGGACCCCAGCACGAGCUCCUACGGCGAGGCAUUCGCAAAGGCGGGAGGUGGUGUCUGGGUUACGGAGUUCUCAACGUCCGCCAUCAACAUCUGGUACUUCAAUAGGAGCUCUGUUCCCUCUAGUAUUUCCGGCAAUGAGUCGAGCUUAUCUACGAGUGACUUCGGCACGCCAACGGCGAACUAUCCCAGCACGGACUGCAACAUGGAGAAGUUCUUUGCUCCCCAGACUAUCAUCUUUGAUAUCACCCUUUGCGGCGACUGGGCUGGUUCGAACUCGACCUUCCAGCAGACUUGCACGGGCACUUGCUACAACGACUACGUUAUUGGCACCGCAAGCUACUAUAGCACGGCUUAUUUCGAGAUUAGCUCCUUGCGCAUCUACAGCAACGGAACCGAUGUUGUCACUGCUGGGAGCGGGGAUGGCUCAAGCUCUGGCUCCAGUACCGCGUCUGCCAGCAGUAGCAGCAGCACCAGCUCUAGCGACUCGAAUAGCGGUGCGGCGUCGCCUUACGCUCAGGCGCUUACCAUCGGUGGUAUACUCGCGGCAGGCUCUGCCGCCAUCGCUGCGGCUAUGCUACGUCCGAAGCGCACCGAAGACUGGUCUCUCGCGCUCUUUCUCCUACACUCUCUGUUAGACUCUUGUUACACAUCCGCUCAGACACCAGUCGUAAUCUGUCGUUUUUGCUUUGCUUGCUCGCUCCGCAUCUGCUGUCCGCCCAUGUCGCCGCAUCUAUUCUUAGCUCUCUUAGGCGCCGUCGCCCUGCCUGUGUCCACCGCAACCGGCACGUACAGCAUUGUUGAAGACUUCUCCGGGACAACCUUCUUCGACAAAUGGACCUUCUAUGAUAACUUUGAUAACCUCACUAAUGGCGAUGUAAUUUGGGUGAGCGAGGAUACCGCGCGCUCAACCAACCUUGCGUAUGUCAACUCGGCCGGAAAUGCCAUUAUCAAAGUCGACAACUUCACACAAGUUGCAAACAACCAAAAGCGCAACUCCGUACGAAUCUCGUCCAAUGACGAGUUUCGCGUAGGAUCGGUCUUUGUGGCAGACAUGUUGCACGUUCCCUUCGGCUGCUCCGUAUGGCCCGCAUGGUGGUCACAAGCGCCCCAUUGGCCCGCUGGUGGAGAGAUCGACACGUUUGAGGGUGUCAAUAUGGUCACCCGCAACCAGUAUGCCUUGCAUACGGAGGAUGGCUGCACGGUCUCGAAUCCACUACAAACCGGUAUCGAUAACUCGACCAACUGCGCGGCAUCUGCCAACUCCAACCAGGGCUGUGUCGUGACUGAUGUCAAUACGCAAUCGUACGGCGAGGCGUUUGCAUCUGCGGGCGGAGGUGUCUUCGUGACAGAGUUCGCGGAGUCCGGUAUCAGCAUCUGGUUCUUCUCCCGAAGCGAGGUUCCUUCAUCCCUGACCGGAAACUCGUCUACAAUCGACACCAGCGCCUUUGGAACUCCAUCAGCGAACUAUCCAACGGACAGCUGUAACAUCGACAAGUUCUUUGCCGCUCAGCAUCUUAUCUUCGACAUCACAUUAUGCGGCGACUUCGCGGGCAACGCCGCGGUGUUCGCACAAACAUGCUCUGGUUCGUGCUACUCAGACUAUGUCAUUGGCGCACCAAGCAACUACGACAACGCAUACUUCGAGGUGCAGCACGUCCGCGUGUACGGCGGCAACGACACAGUUGUACCUCCCAGUGAACAAGGAGCGGCCGCAACAAUAAGGCCGUCAUUAUGGCAGAUGUUCAAGCUCGUUCUUUUCAGUAUGCUUAUACCGCUAUGGGCCGCUUGA